This is a messenger RNA of Fusarium vanettenii 77-13-4, 222 nucleotides long. RefSeq lists its product as uncharacterized. The annotation marks the transcript as partial. Gene Ontology annotation, cellular component: membrane. Lineage: Eukaryota; Fungi; Ascomycota; Sordariomycetes; Hypocreales; Nectriaceae. The transcript has a single exon. The record is from RefSeq and is a predicted model, not a curated record. Gene Ontology annotation, biological process: transmembrane transport.
AUGAACAAAGGCCUUCAUUGGCGUCGCCUGCAGAUGAUGGCCCUCACCAAAACCAUUGGAACUAGUCUGUUCCUCGGAUCUGGGCGCGCCGUCACUCAAGAUAAGCUGAUUAGAGCGUUUCCUGGAUACACCCUCAUCUGCUUUUCGGCUGCUGGCGAUGUCCUCGCCGUGGUUGAGAUAGCAGCCCUUGUUCCGUUGAGUGGAGGCAUCGUGACAUAUGCC